AUGGCCACGACCAAUGGAACCUUGGAGAACGGGCAGCCCGACAAGAAGAUGCCUCCUUUGCCGCAUCCCAUCAGGAACCUGGAGGUCAAACACACGAAGAUAUUUAUCAACAAUGAGUGGCAUGAAUCCAAGAGUGGAAAAAAGUUUCCUACCUAUAACCCUUCAACUGUAGAGAAAAUAUGUGAAGUGGAAGAAGGAGACAAGCCUGAUAUAGAUAAGGCUGUGGAGGCCGCAAAAGCAGCAUUCCAGAGGGGAUCUCUAUGGAGACAAAUGGAUGCCCUGAGCAGAGGCAGGCUCCUUCACAAACUGGCCGACCUCAUGGAGAGGGACAGGAUCAUUUUGGCAACUCUAGAAACCAUGGAUACAGGAAAACCUUUCCUUCAGGCCUUUUUCAUUGACCUGGAGGGCUGUAUCAAAACACUCAGAUACUACGCAGGGUGGGCGGACAAGAUACAUGGCAGAACUAUUCCAGCAGAUGAAAACGUUGUGUGUUUUACCAGGCACGAACCAAUAGGCGUAUGUGGAGCAAUAAUCCCUUGGAACUUCCCAUUGAUGAUGCUUAUUUGGAAGAUGGCACCAGCCCUGUGCUGUGGGAAUACCAUCGUUAUUAAGCCAGCUGAGCAGACACCCCUAACAUCACUUUAUCUUGGAUCUUUGAUCAAAGAGGUGGGAUUCCCUCCAGGAGUAGUGAACAUAGUUCCAGGUUAUGGACCAACAGCAGGAGCAGCAAUUUCUUCACAUCCCAAGAUCGACAAAAUAGCCUUUACUGGAUCAACAGAGGUUGGAAAGCUCGUCAAAGAAGCUGCUUCUAAAAGUAAUCUAAAAAGAGUAACUUUAGAGCUUGGAGGGAAAAAUCCAUGUAUUGUCUGUGCUGAUGCCGACUUGGAUUUGGCAGUAGAGUGUGCCCAUCAGGGAGUGUUCUUUAACCAAGGCCAAUGCUGCACAGCUGCUUCCCGAGUGUUUGUGGAAGAACAGAUCUACCCUGAAUUUGUCAAGCGGAGCGUGGAGUAUGCUAAGAAGAGACUCGUUGGAGACCCAUUUGAUGUCAAGACUGAACAAGGGCCACAGAUUGAUCAAAAGCAAUUUGACAAAAUUCUGGACCUGAUAGAGAGUGGAAAGAAAGAAGGUGCUAAAUUGGAAUAUGGGGGCUCAGCCAUGGAAGAUAGGGGGCUAUUCAUAAAACCUACAGUGUUUUCAGAAGUUACAGACAACAUGCGGAUUGCCAAAGAAGAGAUCUUUGGACCAGUACAGCCAAUAAUGAAGUUCAAAAAUAUAGAAGAAGUUAUAAAAAGAGCAAAUAGUAUUGAGUAUGGACUCACUGCAGCUGUAUUCACGAAAAAUCUCGAUAAAGCAUUGAAACUGGCUUCGGCAUUAGAAUCUGGAACAGUCUGGAUCAACUGCUACAAUGCCAUCUAUGCACAGGCUCCAUUUGGUGGCUUUAAAAUGUCAGGAAAUGGCAGAGAACUAGGUGAAUAUGCUCUGGCGGAAUACACAGAAGUGAAAACAGUUACUAUAAAACUCAAUGAGAAGAAUCAUUGAAUGGGAGAUAUCCUUCCUUAAGCAUCUGACGUUCUGAAUGUGGCAGAGAAAUUUUGUAGAACACAGCACUUCUUUGAAAAAAAAACAACUUAAUUUCUUCUAGAACUUUUAA
This is a messenger RNA of Trichosurus vulpecula (common brushtail), 1651 nucleotides long. It is a transcript of the gene ALDH1A3, whose product is annotated as aldehyde dehydrogenase 1 family member A3. The transcript is spliced from 13 exons. Gene Ontology annotation, molecular function: aldehyde dehydrogenase (NAD+) activity. The record is from RefSeq and is a predicted model, not a curated record. Gene Ontology annotation, biological process: aldehyde metabolic process. NCBI's taxonomy places the organism in Eukaryota, Metazoa, Chordata, Mammalia, Diprotodontia, Phalangeridae. Bases 1 to 1539 code for a protein of 512 amino acids.